ACUUAUUUCUCUUCUAGGUUAGAUAUUGUGCAGAGUGCAGACCCGCUAAGCAAGCAGAAGACAUUCUGCGACAGUGCCGCAGGGACAUCUCCUCCUUUGGUUCGCUUUCUGGGUACCGAUGAGGUCACCGGCCGCCGCCGAUUUCUCCGAUGCGCUGUCGUCUCCGAGCUCCCCAGCCACGACACCCCUCCAAUCCAGCUCCGGCCGCCACUUCUACCUUGCCGUUGACCGCCUCCAAUUCAAGAUGAGGACACUGCUGGAACUCCUAGGCGUUGUCUCUGAUCGCCGCGGUGCACUGCCAAUCGCCAUAUGUGUUUCGUCACGGGAUGAGCUCGAUGCCACCUGUGCUGCUGUUGCCAACCUCCCCUUUGUGUCAUUAUCACCGCUGUAUAGUGAUCAAGCUGAACCCGAGCGGGCAUCCAUUCUUGAGAAGUCCCGUCAAGCAGUAAUGCAGUGGAAUCAGACUAAAGAUACUGAUAUUUCUGCAAGUCCCAAGCCUGAAAGCAUGGUUGCGAAGCUAAGCAUUACAGUAGCAACAGAUGCUUGUUUGCCUUUGGCAGCAAUGGGAGAGGCUCCCCUUAUGACUCGUUUGCUGAUAAACUACGAAUUACCCACAAAGAAGGAAGCUUAUUUAAGACGUAUGUCAGCAUGCUUGGCUGCAGAUGGAAUCAUUAUUAAUAUGGUGGUUGGUGGCGAGGUAGCCCUUCUCAAGUCUCUAGAAGAAACCAGUGGUUUUGUCAUUGCAGAGAUGCCAAUACAUGUUUCUGAGAUAUUAUGACUACCUGAGUUCAUUUCAGAAGGUGUCUUUUUGUUUAAUCUAUGCAUGUGGACAUGUUGAAUGGACGCAAUAGAUUUCUCCAUAAGUACAUGUGGAAGCUCAAGAUACCACUCAAGAUAAAGAUUUUCAUGCAGUUUCUGUGGAAGCUCAAGAUACCACUCAAGAUAAAGAUUUUCAUGCAGUUUCUGAAUAGAAAGGUCUUCCUUAUUAAGGACAACCUUGUUAGGAGAAACUGGAAUGGAUGCAAACUUUGUUGGUUUUUUGUGAUAACGAUGAAACAUUCACUCAUUGUACCUAUCUUGUUCCCUUGUUCACGUUGUUUGGGAAUUGAUUGAAUGGGGUUAAUAAAACAACAAAAGCUAAAAUUGGUUUUUAGGCUUUUAGCUUUAUGUUAGGACUAUUUGGAAUUGCAGAAACGAUAUUGUUUUUAACACAA
This is a messenger RNA of Brachypodium distachyon (stiff brome), 1214 nucleotides long. Its product is annotated as ATP-dependent RNA helicase eIF4A. Bases 119 to 778 code for a protein of 219 amino acids. The record is from RefSeq and is a predicted model, not a curated record. The transcript has 8 exons. NCBI's taxonomy places the organism in Eukaryota, Viridiplantae, Streptophyta, Magnoliopsida, Poales, Poaceae.